Messenger RNA from Erigeron canadensis, 2406 nucleotides. RefSeq names its product outer envelope protein 80, chloroplastic. Lineage: Eukaryota; Viridiplantae; Streptophyta; Magnoliopsida; Asterales; Asteraceae. The transcript has 16 exons. The record is from RefSeq and is a predicted model, not a curated record. Gene Ontology annotation, cellular component: outer membrane. Bases 172 to 2232 code for a protein of 686 amino acids. Gene Ontology annotation, biological process: chloroplast organization; embryo development ending in seed dormancy.
UUAAAAGAGCAACCCAAACACCCGAUAGUUACCCUCUUUAAACCCGGCAAAAACCCUUUUUCUUUCCAAAGAAAAUUCCGUUAUUAACAAAAACCCUACCGAAUGUCACUACUUAACUUGUUGUCUCCAGAUUAGGGUUUUUAUUUUCCAAAGAUAUUGAAAAUAAUCACAAUGCCUGAAAGCAAAUCCUUCAAAUUCCGGUCAUCCUCCGUCAAAAUCCCUACCUUUUACCCCAUAGCAAACCACCGUCACAACCACCGGCCACUCUUCGCCGACCUCCAUCUCUCAAUCUCUUCACUUAUCAACAAUUCCAAACACUCUCUCACUAAUUUCAUUUCAUCUCAAAUUUCCUACAAAUUCCCCAAUCUCUCAAACAAUUUCCACAGUAAAAACGUGAAGAAACAGCCGUUACUAUGUUCCGCAUCGUUAGCGUUGACCAAACCAGGCGAAGAAGAGAACGUUAACGAGCUGACUCAGUUGAGUAAGACUCACUCGACGAGUCGAAACGACGAUGAGCGAGUGUUGAUUAGUGAAGUGUUGGUGAGAAAUAAAGACGGUGAAGAACUGGAAAGGAAGGAUCUAGAAGAAGAAGCGGUUGCGGCUUUGAAAACGUGUAGACCGAAUUCCGCAUUGACCGUACGUGAAGUUCAGGAAGAUGUGCAUAGGAUUAUCGGAAGCGGUUAUUUCUCUUCUUGUAUGCCUGUUGCUGUCGAUACUCGCGACGGCAUCCGUUUAGUCUUUCAGGUAGAACCAAAUCAAGAUUUCCAAGGGCUAGUAUGCGAAGGAGCCAAUGUUCUGCCAACAAAAUUUGUAGAGGAUAAAUUUCGUAGCUCAUAUGGAAAAAUUGUGAAUAUCAGGCGUUUGGAUGAAGUUAUAAGCUCUAUCAAUGGGUGGUAUAUGGAGCGUGGUCUUUUUGGCCUGGUUUCAGGAAUUGAGAUUCUUUCUGGGGGAAUAAUCAGGUUGCAAGUGUCAGAAGCAGAGGUCAACAAUAUAUCCGUACGUUUUCUUAGUAAAACUGGUGAGCCCACCACAGGUAAAACGAGACCUGAGACAAUACUUCGCCAACUUAAUACGAAAAAGGGACAGGUUUAUAGUAUGCUUCAAGCAAAAAGAGAUGUAGAUACAUUGUUAGCAAUGGGUAUCAUGGAGGAUGUUAGCAUUGUUCCGCAGCCUGCUGGAGACUCUGGGAAGGUGGACCUAACAGUUAAUGCAGUUGAGCGUGUUAGUGGAGGUAUAUCAGCUGGUGGUGGAAUAUCAAGUGGGAUCACAAGUGGCCCUCUAGCUGGACUUAUCGGGAGUUGUGCACUUUAUCAUCGAAAUCUGUUUGGGAGGAACCAAAAGAUUAAUCUUUCACUAGAGAGGGGGCAAAUCGACUCAAUAUUUCGGAUCAACUACACUGACCCAUGGAUUGAUGGGGAUGAUAAAAGAACAUCGAGAACAAUCAUGAUUCAGAACUCAAGGACUCCUGGUACACUUGUCCAUGGCGAUCAAAGCAACACUAGUAACCCGACCAUUGGACGGAUCACUGCCGGAAUUGAAUAUAGCCGUCCAUUCAGACCCAAGUGGAGUGGUACUACAGGUCUUAUUUUCCAGCGUGCUGGUGCCCGUGAUGAAAAAGGGGAUCCUAUGAUAAGGGACAUCCAUAGCUGCCCUUUAACUGCAAGUGGCAAUAAUCAUGAUGAUUUGGUGCUUGCCAAACUUGAAAGUGUUUAUACUGGUUCUAGUGACCCCAGCUCUUCACUGUUGGUAGUUACAAUGGAGCAGGGACUUCCUGUGUGGUCAGAGUGGCUAGUUUUCAAUAGAGUUACUGCCCGUGCCAGGAAAGGGCUCGUGAUUGGCCCUGCUCGUUUUAAUUUAAGUCUAUCAGGUGGUCAUGUUGUGGGUAACUUUCCUCCCCAUGAAGCAUUCCCAAUUGGUGGAACAAAUAGUGUCCGAGGGUAUGAAGAGGGUGAUAUUGGUUCUGGGAGAUCUUAUGGUGUUGGUUGUGGAGAACUAUCUUUCCCUUUGGUGGGGCCAGUUGAAGGAGCUAUGUUUGCUGACUAUGGAACCGAUCUUGGUUCAGGUUCAACCGUUCCUGGUGAUCCUGCGGGGGCAAGAUCAAAAGUUGGAAGUGGAUAUGGUUAUGGCGUUGGUAUACGUGUAGCCUCUCCACUAGGGCCUCUUAGACUCGAAUAUGCUUUCAAUGAUAAAGGAACAGGAAGGUUUCACUUUGGUGUCGGCCAACGGAAUUGAGGUUUUAUCUGAAAAUCAGUUAUAUUUUAGUUUCUUUUGCCUCAAAUUUUUCUUAUCAUUUUGUGUUCUCAAUUGCAAAAAUUACAUGUCCAGAAAUGAGCAAGAAAAUGUAACAAAAUAUACUAAUUUUUAUGCUUUAAAUGCGGGUAUGAUGAAAUCCAUCUUAAAUCCAAA